Messenger RNA from Trifolium pratense (red clover), 920 nucleotides. Its product is annotated as cullin-1-like. Gene Ontology annotation, biological process: ubiquitin-dependent protein catabolic process; protein ubiquitination. The record is from RefSeq and is a predicted model, not a curated record. Gene Ontology annotation, molecular function: ubiquitin protein ligase binding. The transcript is spliced from 5 exons. Gene Ontology annotation, cellular component: cullin-RING ubiquitin ligase complex. Lineage: Eukaryota; Viridiplantae; Streptophyta; Magnoliopsida; Fabales; Fabaceae. The coding region runs from base 90 to 749 and encodes 219 amino acids.
AAACACAGCAUAGGUUUUCCUUUUGACGGUAGUAUAGGUUUUUCACUUGUUGUUGCUGCAGAUUUUGUUAUUUUUCCCAAUUCAUCAACAUGGCAAACAAUUUUCGCAGAAUGAUCACCCUAGAAGAAGGAUUGAAUACUAUUCAGAAUACCACCAACAAGCUCCAGAACAUUCUAGAAAACUUUCCCGACCCUCACUUGGAGCUAUCAUUGUGCGGCCGUGAAGAACGAAUGAACCUAUAUUCGAUCAUCUACAAUAUGUGUACUCAAAAGCCUCCUUAUGACUAUUCCCAACAAUUGUAUGAAAACUAUAAGAAAAUAUUUGAAGACUACAUCAAAUCAAUGGUUCUGCCAUCUUUGCGAGAAAAGAAAGAUGAAAUCCUGUUAAGAGAAUUGCUCAGAAGAUGGUCAAAUCAGAAAACGAUGACAAUUUUUCUCUCAAAGGGUUUUCACUAUCUUGAUAGAUACUAUAUCUCAAGACAGGGACUUACUUCUCUUGAAGAAAUUGGCUUCUUAUCCUUCUAUCACUUGGUGUAUGAUGAGAUGCAUAGACAAGUAAUGGAUGCAAUAUUAGCUAUGAUUGAUCGGAAACGAGCAGGAGAGCCUAUUGAUGAAACACUGGUUAAUAAGGCAUUGACUUUCUACUUAGAGAUUGGAGAAAGCACAGGAAAAGAAGAACCAAAACACUUUGCAGAAACAAUGAUUAAACAAAAUGCAGCAUUCUAUGCUAUGUCGAGGCUUCAAAUUUGAUCGCAAAUUUUGCUAUCUUUAAAUUGAAAGUAUAAAAUUGACUGCUACUUUAUUUUCCCUUUUUAUACUGCUAGUAUGAUACUAGUGGAAUAUUGAAAGAUUAACAACGAUUGCUACUUUGUUUUUUUGGUUACAAUUGCUACUUUGUUUGAUUGUAUAUACUUGCUUAGA